Gambusia affinis (western mosquitofish) is the source of this 633-nucleotide messenger RNA. RefSeq names its product WAP four-disulfide core domain 2 (gene wfdc2). The transcript is spliced from 4 exons. Gene Ontology annotation, cellular component: extracellular region. Bases 86 to 580 code for a protein of 164 amino acids. Gene Ontology annotation, molecular function: peptidase inhibitor activity. NCBI's taxonomy places the organism in Eukaryota, Metazoa, Chordata, Actinopteri, Cyprinodontiformes, Poeciliidae. Gene Ontology annotation, biological process: antibacterial humoral response; innate immune response. The record is from RefSeq and is a predicted model, not a curated record.
CCCAGUAGCCUCUGUGCCAUCACAUUUUUUGAUGGGAUAUUUGGCCAUACAAAAGUAAAAGUGGACAUUCCUGAUUGCAACAAACAUGGAGAUGUACUAUUUUAUAAAAGCUGCACUGGUUUUUGCGUUUGGUUUGUGGGUGCAGGGUAGCAAAGGUAUUUCAAAGCCAGGAACGUGCCCAAAAGUCUUCAAUACCCUUGUCCCGGCACAGCCAUGUUUUCAUGAUGGAUGUUGUCCUGGAGUAGAAAAAUGUUGCACGUAUGCAGGGGGAUCUGUCUGUGCGCCUCCUAUUUUGACUAAUCCAGAGUGUCCAGACCCACAAGGGCAGAUUGGUGUGUGUGGUGAACUUUGCUACAGUGACAAAGAUUGCCCCUGCAGUGAAUUAUGCUGCUCCAAUGGAUGCGGGCACGAGUGCAUAUCUACAACUCAGGAUAAGCCAGGUAGCUGCGGUUCUCCGUGGUAUUUUGUCUGGUGUGGUGACAAGUGCCAGCAAGAUGCUGAUUGCUCAGGACAUCUGAAGUGCUGUCCCACCAUUUGGGGCCAUGUUUGCAAAGAGCCAUACCUGUCACCCUGGUACUGAGCUGCACGGUUUCAUUUUAAUCAAUUCUUUGAAUAAAUACACUAAUAAAUUCA